Messenger RNA from Nasonia vitripennis (jewel wasp), 10920 nucleotides. RefSeq names its product two pore potassium channel protein sup-9 (gene Task6). The transcript is spliced from 7 exons. The coding region runs from base 1062 to 2288 and encodes 408 amino acids. Gene Ontology annotation, biological process: potassium ion transmembrane transport; stabilization of membrane potential. Gene Ontology annotation, cellular component: membrane. NCBI's taxonomy places the organism in Eukaryota, Metazoa, Arthropoda, Insecta, Hymenoptera, Pteromalidae. Gene Ontology annotation, molecular function: potassium ion leak channel activity. The record is from RefSeq and is a predicted model, not a curated record.
GCGCAGCGGCCGCAGCAUCAGUAGUCGGCCAGUCGUUGCCACGGGCGUGUAUAGCUCGCAGCUUGCAGCAGGUACACGGGACAGAGCGAGCGAGAGAGAGAGAGAGAGAGAGAGAGAGAGAGAGGGAGAGAGAGCGAGAGCGGGUUGGUUGUCUCCUCCCCCCUCCCCCUCCGCGUGGAUGCUGCUGCUGGACGCCGUGUGAGUGCCGCCACCGGACCCGGGCUCGAGCAGCUCUAUUCUUCGGACGGACAGCUGCGCCUGCGAGAGACGGACUUCGCGGAAGAGACGAAGAAGAAGAAGAAGAAGCAGGGAAGCAGGGGAGGGGCGCCGCGAGAGCGAGAGAGUGUGUACCGCGGGGUGUUGCCGGAUCUACUCCCGCAUCGAUAUAUACACACGGUCCGGCGCGCGCGAGCCGAACCUUCCGCGAGUGUGAAGCAGCGUCGGGAUCGCCGGUCGUCCUUGUCAUUCUCGUCGUAUCUAUAUACGUGUAUGUGUAUUGUACACACAAGUGCGCGCGUGGUGCAGUUCUUCGGAUACAGCAUGUAGGGGGUAUACACGGAGGAAGAGAGUUGUUGUUUGUGCGGAGAGCCAGAGAGGAAGAAGCAUGAGCUGCCGCAGCGCUGUCGCCGGGCCGUCUUCGCCGCCGAUGCUGCCGUCGAGAACGCCAGUGAGCUUGGAAGGCGCAGGAGGCCGCAGCUAAGCCGCGAGUAAGGAAUGGAGGCCUCGUGGCAGUGGGAGCAGCAGCGAGAGCACUGCCAUAACUCGAAUCCCGCGUUGCUCGGGCUCUUGAGGACGGUUGAGCAGACUGCAGCGAAUGAGGAACUCGGCUCGGAGAGGCUCGAGCUGCAGCAGCGGGCAGCAGCAGCAGCAGCAGCAGCAGCAGAGGCUAGAGGGACGACGAGCAGCCGCCUGACGUCGCCGAGGAGGACAGAGGCGCCGAGGGCCGCGCCGCCGCGAGUUACAAUGGGCCCGCGACGACCCCCUCACCCACUUGUGUGCCACUGAGCGAUGCGCGUAGUUGGGGCCGAGGCCCAGCUAGUGAGCAUGUGGCUCACUAGAGAAUGAAGAAGCAAAACGUCCGGACUUUAUCGUUGAUCGUCUGCACGUUUACCUAUCUCCUCGUUGGCGCAGCAAUCUUCGACGUCCUCGAGUCCGAGACGGAGAAACGACGCAAGGAAGCUCUCGACGCCAUUGAAAGAAUGGUGAUACGCAAGUACAACAUAAGCGAGGACGACUUCAAGAUCAUGGAGACGGUGGUACUGAAGACGGAGCCCCACAAGGCCGGCCAGCAGUGGAAGUUUGCCGGGGCGUUCUACUACGCCACCACCGUGCUCACCACUAUCGGCUACGGGCACUCGACGCCGAACACUAUAAGCGGCAAGCUCUUCACCAUGUUCUACGCGAUAGUCGGUAUCCCGCUGGGCCUCGUCAUGUUCCAGAGCAUAGGUGAGCGGCUGAACAAGUUCUCCUCGGUCGUCAUCAGAAACGUAAAGCGGCUUCUCAACUGCAAGGACAUUCAGGCCUCGGAAAUCAACCUAAUCUGCGUGGUGACGACGCUGUCGAUCCUGACGAUCGCGGGCGGCGCGGCAGCGUUCAGCCGGUACGAGGGCUGGUCCUACUUCGACUCCGUCUACUACUGCUUCAUCACCCUGACGACCAUCGGGUUCGGCGACAUGGUCGCCCUGCAGAAGGACAACGCCCUCGACAACAAGCCCGAGUACGUCAUGUUCGCCUUGAUCUUCAUCCUCUUCGGCCUGGCCAUCGUCGCCGCCUCGCUCAAUCUGCUCGUGCUGCGAUUCGUCACCAUGAACACCGAGGACGAGAGGCGAGACGAGGCUGAGGCCCUUCAGGCGGCGCAGGGAGCGGUGCGACUGGAGGGCGACGUGAUAACGGCCAACGGCUCGAUCCUGUCGGGCCAGCUGGGCACCCAGGGCGACACGAUAUCGCUCGACGACGACGCCUCGGUGUGCAGCUGCCGCUGCAGCGGCUUCUACAAGAAGCGCCGGAGACCGCGCUUCACCGUGCGCCGCUCGCCCGGCAAGAUAUCCCACCUGCUGCCGAUGCAGCCCCUGCAGGCGGGAAGUUCCAUAGACGACGACACGCCCGACCACGAAGACGUCUACUCGCACCAGCUCCACCAGCAGCACCUCCAGCACCGGCACAGCCAGCCCCACGCGGCCGAGCUGAUGAUGGUCGACCUGCCGCAGCACGAGUACGCGAUGCGGCCGUCCUCGCUCGCGCCCCUGCUCCAGCUGCCGCCGAUCUACCAGCACAGGGCCAGCAUCUGAUCGGUCGAGGAGUUCGAGGAGGAGCUCGAGCUCGAGACCACCUGCAGCACGGAGCUCGUGCUCGCCGUCAGACCCAGGAGGGGCUCACUCUGAUGAUGGCGAGGCUGUGCUAAUGACGACGAGAGGCGAAACGAGUGCGCUGUGCCUGCGACGAGCGAGCGAAGGAGCAAGAGAGAUUGACGAUAUCAGUGCGCGCGAAUCAGUAUUAUUAUAUACCGAUAUAUAAAUAUACACUCUCUCAUAUAGUCAGUAUUUUAGGUAUAAUGUGCCAAUGACCGACUGCGGAGGGGAUGAUUGUGUCCGAUCUCUCUUUCUCCUUCCUCUUCCGACAUGCGGAGAGACGAAGCGAUGAGAAACGAGAAACGAUUUUUUCCGAACCGACACGCGCCCACGGGGGCAUUUAAUAGUUAAAACAAAGAGUAGAUAGGCAAUGUAACGAAUAUAUAAUACGCGCGCGCACGCGCGUAACGAGUUGAGACGAGAAGACUAACGACGAUAAAGUUACAAUUUUGUGAAGGACGACGACGACGACGAUGAUGAUGAUGAUGAUGAUGAGCAAGAGCAGAGCAUGCACACCCUUGCCGAUUUCGAAGAGCGAAUUUUGCCAAUCGCCCCGGUGGCGUCGCGCUGCACCGCGAGACAAAAGAGACACUCACGACGAUCGGAGCGACUUUUUCUGUAUAGUCAUUACUUAUAGUCUCCCCUGUGGUGCCUCACCAAAGUUCGUAACUAGUACGUACAUAUAUGGUAGAGUGAUACUAGGUUUUCUUUUUCAAUUUUUUUCUCUCCUUUCGAUAAUAAACAAUAUCAUUGAUCGAUCGAUCGUUUCGGCCACGAACCGCGACGAGCUUAUUUAAACAAUUAUAUAUCGAACAUAAAACAAGAAAAAAAAAUGAUAACGGAGAUGAGAAUCGACGCAUUGAUUACAGAGGAUUUAAAAAGAUUGAGAAAGAGUGAGAGAAGUUAUAGAAAGAAAAUUUAAUUACGUGAAAAUCGCCUUUUCCCCUAAAGAUGUUCCACGAAUAGGAAGGAGGUGACACGAUUUAAGCUCUUCCUUCUUCAUGUGAAUAAGAUGAAUUAUUAAUAUUAAAUAAACAAAGAAUUAACGAUAACGGUAAUUUUAGCAAAGACUCGAGAGAACAAUCGAAGAGAGCCGCAGCAAAGCGCAAACUUGUCUUCUGAUAUACUGUAGAAAGUGUGAUGACGCGUAUGAAUGGAGGACCAGAGGAACAUAGGAUGAUUACGUUCAUGAGAGCAGCGUGAGAAUGUGCGCGUGCGAAUUUUGCGUAAAAGGUUGAUCGAAUCGCCUCGUCCUUACACACACACACACACACACACAUAUGUGUGUAUAUAUAUAUAUAUGAUUCUAGGGUACUUGACGUAAAGAUCAAUGGCAUGGAAUACUGAAAUGCAUGAUUAUUCAAACGUUCAUUAAAGAUGUUAUUUUUGUAAAUUCAAGUUCAAUGCAAGGCCUCUCAGUCGUAAAUCUUUUAUUUAUUUCAGGAAGCAUGCAAACAGUUUGUUUUCCUUCGAAAAGUGUCUCCGAUAAAUUUCAAAAAGAAACUGCUAUUACAAUUCUAUUACUAACAUGUGAUAAUACUUAUAAAUGCUGUUUCAAUAUUUCAUACCUUGAGGGGUAAUCGUAGUAAUUUUGAGGUAUCCUUUCAUUCGAUUAAAAAACGUAGAUAACGCUUUUUGAUUAAUUAACAAAGAGAACCAACAUAUUUUAUCGCCAACACACAGAACAACAUGAAUUUUUCUUUACACAAGAUAGAAUUUGAAAAUUGCUGCUGUUACCCCUUUCAAACUGUUCCAAACCUUCGUAACAGUCGCACGGUAGACUUUAUUAUAGCUUAAAAAAAAAUAACAAAACUCGUGUACAAAACAUUAAAUAUAUACAAAUGCCGUGCAACAAAACAAGAAAAAAAAUUAAAAGACCAUGUGUUCCGCAGCACGAGUCGAACUGCUGUGUGAAAGAGCGGGGAGAGAAAGUAAUAUGCGAGCGAGAAACCAGUAUAUGAGCGCUCGAAUGCAUGAAGAGACCAUAAGUUUAAAUAAAGAAAGAUUAAUUAUACCUACAUCACACUGCUAUUUGAAUGAAAAAGAACAACUUUUACAUUAAUAAGACAUUUUACAAUUUGUACAUAUGAACUAUAGUUAAAUAUUGUAUUAAUAAUUAUUACGAUUAGAAAUUAAAGAUAAUUACAAUUACAAUUAAAAGAAAGAUAAAACAAAGAUAAACAAGAACAUUCGCCGAGACGACGUUUCCAUAUUCUUGUUCGUUACGAAAGAUGAACUUAGAGAAAAAAGGAGGAGGUAGUUUAUUAUAUGAGCCGCUCGUGUCGUGGCGACGACGCGACACGAUAUUUCCCAAACACAUUCUCCAAUUUUUAACUUCUUACAUUUAACGACGAAAUAAAAAAAAAGUAAAAAUAAACGAGAUCGAAGUGCGAUUCACAUGCUGUUCGACAGAGAUCACAUAGUGAAAGUAACUUUAAACAAAAAAUAAAUAAAAUUAAUUAAUUAAACAAAGGAGAGUGUAGCUAGUGUCGAGCCUAUCGCAGAAUAAAUGAUUAUAAAUAAAUAAAUCGAAUUCUUAUUGAUAGAGUGAAAUAAAAUGGUUGUUUUAUGAAAAAUGAAAUAUCGUUUUUUCUAUAAAAAAAAUUACGUAUUUUACUUACUUCGUAAUUUUCCGUCGAUGUUCGAUCUGUUAUGUGUCAAGUAUAAGUGUGAUUACAGAAUUUUCGAAAAAUUCUCGACGAACCAAAUUUAUGUUGAAAAAUAUAAUGCAUUGUUGUACAAUGUAUACGCGCGAAUUUUCCGUAUAAAUUGUAUGGUUUGAUAUCCGUGGUUUGCUUUUCACUUUCAUCACUCAUAAAACUAUUAAGGUCUCGUUUAGCGAGUUCUAAAUUUACAUAGACCUUUUCAACAUUUAUCCCAUGAGGAAAUCGUUUCUCGAGUCGUCAUUUAUAUCCUUUUAAUUAAAAAACUACGAAUAUUACGAAUAAAAAGUUUUUCCAAUCAUUAUCGUAUUUACAUAGAAAAAAUUAGGGAAAGUCAAACGUAACGAAAUAUAAUUACAGAAUAUCGAAAUUUUUCAUUUAUUCUCUUCUUGAAAUAACCUCGUAUAAAAAAAUUGCUUCAAAGUGAUACGUAUUAGAGUGGCAAGAUUUUGCGAAUAAGCCCAAGUUUAAGCAUGUGUCAAAGAAAAAUCUAUAUAAGAAAGUACGAUGAAAUUAGUUUUUUCGACCCUUCGUAUGAGUAUAUAAUCAUUAUUCGAGUUUCCAGCAGUCGCGCACCUCGGAAAACAAAAAUAUCUGCGUGUAAGUCGCCCGAUCGAAGAUUAUAAAAUAAAUUAAACGUCGAUGCCAAGAUACAGCACAGGCACGAUGGAAAGCGAAAGAAAAGUAAGCUUUACUACAUGUGUGUACAUCUCAUAAUCACGAAUUAUUGUAAGCAGCAAAAAAAAAAAAAAGAAAACGAAACUUCCACUGUAAUAUACUAGUUAUACAUAGAGAUUCUAUAUGAAAAGAAAGGAUUAGGCGGAAAAAGGAAAUCGUGUAUAUGAUUUUACGAUAGCAUCGUCGAUGUGAUAUAUAAAUAGAAUAUAAAGAAACACAGCUUCUUUCGUGCCAAAGAUUAUGAGGAUUAAUUAAAUUAAAGGGAAGAUACACGAAAAAUAAACAAUGCUUGUUAUGUCGGAAAAUAAAAAUAAAAAUCUUGUGCUCUCCGAAGGAUGAUAAUCCGACGACCUCGUAUGUAAUCUCUCGCAAACUGAACACCGUCGACUCUAGCGUUCACUUUGAUUUCUCUUGUUUUUCGCUUCCACUUCCUCGAUCCUUUUUCCUUCUUACCCGACUCAAAUGGAUUUAUUCAUGUCCACAUACAUAUUACAAGACCACAUAUGACAAGUGUAUUAAUGUGACCUGAUAGGUAGUCACAGAAUUAUUUAUCAAUUUUAAUCGCAAAUGGCCAUAUAUAAUUAUAGAUGGUCGUACGUGGCUAUGAAAGUAAUAGAAAAUUUAAAUAAAAUACGACGUAUUAUAUAUAACCGUAGUUAUAGUCAUAUUUGGUCAAAGAUCUCAUACGUAAUCAUGUAAAUAGCUGAACAUGCAAAAAUUUCAUUUAGUCGGGAAUCAAAGAACACGUGCACUCUUUUCUCGUACAUUACACCAAAUUGCCGAGGCAUUACAAAUUCGUCAAUUUAACACUGCGAUGAGGAACAAAAAAAAAAUUAUACAAAGUUCAAAGUAACUUCUAAAAGGCAUCAAACUUAAAAGGAACUUGAAUUAAUAAAAGCUAGAGCCAAUACUGCCAUAACACUGGCGAAGAAUAAAUCAUGUAUAAUGCCAUGAACUUCUCCCCGUCUUCUUCCCUCCAUCAAUGAAGUGAAUAAGCGCAAAGAUGUGUUAUUAUGUGUUUAUUUGUUGGUCGUAGAGUAUUUACUUUCAUUGUACAGGGUAUGUUAUUCAUCGAAUACUGAAUAUAUUGCCGUUUAGCUGAUUAAAACGCUGAAUUUCGUUAUUUGGAAGAGCGAAGUUUAGAAAGAUGCGGUAUCCACACCUGCGCGAAUAUCAAAUCGAGCGUUGUAUAGAUGUAUCACAAUGCAUGACGUUAAGGCAAGAAACAGAAAGACAACUAGAUGGAAUAAACAUUUUUUGGAAUCAAUCGAACUUAAUAUAUUAUAGCAGUUAGCUUCGCAUACAUGCGGCUGCUUCGCUGUACUAAUUAAUUAAAUAUAAUAGCGUCGCGACGGUUGUACCUUUGGAUUGUGCCGUAAACGUGGAGGUCGUACGAGUAUAAUAGUAGACGAGAAAAUAAGGGGGAAAACGACGACGAAGAAAGCUGCUUGCAGUAGCUCGGAACUGGUGAUUAAUAUACGAGAGAGGGAGAAAGACACUAUGCGAGGGAAGAGAGUAAAAAAAUUAUGGCCAUAAAGUGUCGAAUUGCGAUCGCUCAUUUAUUAUAUAGCAUAAGCUGUGGAAUAUAAGAGGAUAUAGCGCGAGAGAGUGAGAGAGACACGAUGCGAGAAAGAAGAGACGCGACACCGGAGAGGAGGCGAGGAGCGCGACCAUAAAAAAUACUAGAAAAAUAAAUAAAAAAAGAGCAGCGGUGCAGUAAGGCAUAACAUUUAACAAAAAUAAAAAUAAAAAAGCAUGAAGAAAAAAAAACAAAAAAAAAACAAUUAGUGUACGUAAAUUCUUAGGAGAUACGAUAUAUAAUAGUUAUGAGCGCGUUGCAGAAGCCCAUCGAAGGCGUCGAACGUUUUGUUAUGUAUAAUUCUGCAUUGUACGAUAAAUUGUAAUAUAGAGCGAUUGUCGAUGAUAUCGCGUAUGAGCGAUCAUCGCGCGAGAUGAGACAAGGGAUGGAUGAGUGGAAGAAAUGAAUAGAGCGAGAAAGAAAAAUAUUAUUGACAAUGUCCAGUUCCACGUUGACAAAAGGAAUGCGUAUCUCGAUGGCUUUUGCAUUAUAAGCUGUCUUCGCAUGAUAUAUGUUAAUUGCGCAUAUUUUUAUGUUAUAUCAUUUCGAAUUGCCGAAAUAUACUUUGCGACAUGUUCAAUAAACCGUGAGUACAAAAGAAUGAUUUCCCGGAGAAAAAAAGCAAAUUGUCGAAUCACCUUUGUAAUUCUUUAUUGUGCGCAACAUCGCUUCCUGGUCACCCUAUAUACUAACGACGGAUUUGUAUGCUCGCAUAUCGAAGGCGCCAUGUCAUUAUGAGCAAAGAAUAAAGCUAUGGGCCAUCUAGUUAAUGAUAGUCUUGUUAAAUAUUGUUUCGUUAUCACGCUUAUUUGCAAUUAUUUGUGAAGAUAUAUUUUCUAUUAGUAUUUUUACGAACGCGCAAAUCUAGUCAAUAGAUUGUAAUGAUACCAAGAAUGUUUUCACGUUCGCACAAAGCAAAUGCAGACCAGCUUUCUUUCAUUGUAAAUUACCGACACACUGCUGUUGAUAUUAAAUUUGUUUCCUCUGCACUUCAUUUUUCACGUAUUCAACAUAACCAUGUAUACUCCUAAUGAGAAAAAAAAAUGUAUUUCGUUGCUCGCUUAACCUUAGAAACUUCGAGCACACGCGUAGUUAUUUUCGCCUAAGAUUUUUUAAGAUACUCUCUGUAAACUACUAAGGAAAGCGUAUCCAAGUCUCUAUACAUUUCACUUAAUUCUUAAACGUGAACUUUUAUCUAAUUUUUAAUGCAACAACGUCGCUUAAUUUGUAUACGAGUAACUAAAUUACACACUGACGAUCUCGGAGUCGCAGAGAAAACCACUAUACCACCGCCACGAACACCACCACCACCGCCACUAACAGCAACAACAAACACAUUCGUUCGUCGUGAUAUUUUCGAACUUUCAUCUGUAUGGCAUAAAAAGCGUAUCACAAAAAAAAGAAAGCAGUCGAAGUAGAAACGAAGCGAACAAUGAAGAAGAAAAAAAAACAAGAAAAAAGAAAUAAAAAAGCCUUUCGACGUCGCUGCGAGAAUUUACUAAUGUACACGCUUUUGCGAACUGCUCGCGAUGUAGAAUCCAUACAAUUUUUGCGACAUCGGUUGAUUGAUGUAUUAUCGUUUAGCUAGCUAUAUAAGAAGGGGAGAUCCGGUACCUAUACAUGCGCCAAUUUACACAAGUAUACACACACACAACUCGCACAACUUCGCGCGCAUGUAUACACAUUAUAUUAAACGCACAAGCGACAAAAGGGCAUAUCGCGACUCUUAAUCUCUCGAUGCUUCUUUCGCGCGCGCGCGCGCGCACUUUCAUCAGUAUGAUACUUCGAUUGAAACGCGGUGCGUUCUAUACACGGCAUUCUUCGAACUUCUGUCAUUCGGCUCGAUUCUUGUAUUUGUACAUAGAUAUAUGGUAUAGAACUAUUCAAAUGGAAACUCACGUUCAGAGGAAUCUUUCAUCCGAUGUAUACUUUUACGAAUCGUGAUUGUAUUCGAUCAUUUUCUAUUUGUCCAAUUUGUUCAUUGCUGUUCGAUCUUUGCCAAUUUUAAAGACAGCAGGAAGUGCGCGAAAGGAUGCAUUUUUCAAAUACUAGAAAUUUAAUUAUAUAGCUUAUCGAGUGGAUAGCAAUGAUCGAAGUAACGUCUAUACAAAAUGCGAAUUGCGAAAGACUCGGUAUAUCUUCCUUGCUUUGAUCAAUUGCGUGCUACAGUCGUAUGCUUUACUCUCACUUGUAAUCGUGCAGAAUUCAAAGAAUAAUCAACGAAUUUCGCUCUUGUCGAGGGCAUAAGUUGCAUGAUUGAGAAGAAUAAUAAAAAAAUGGAAUAUAAGCGGUGUACGUUGAAAACAAAAUGAACACAUGUCGCAACGACUAAAACAAAAUGAAUAUAAAAUAGAAAAAGAGAUGAUGAACGGUCGCAUCUGUAAUGCGUGCAUUUCGAACUUCCCGCGUUUUUAACUUUGUAUUAGGAUUAUACACGUACAAUUAUUAUAAAUAUAUUGUAAAAGUACGACAAACAAGUGGCGCGUGUGCGUUGAGCACCACGAGUAUAAUAUAAACAAUGUUUGUAACAGUUGUACAUUUUGUGCGACGAUAAUUCAAUGUCGGGGAGAGUAAGGGAAGAGAAUUGAUUCGAUGCAUUAUCGCAACUUUGGUAUUGUUGUUAUAGCUUGUAAGAUUGUGUAAGGUGACAAACUGAUUGAUUUAUCGACCAUUAGGUGUUUAUGUGAUUGUUUACGUAUCUCAGAAACACAAAUGCAGCUAGUGUCUAGAUUCAUGUUUAGUUUUCAUUCGAGUAUACAAGUAUGCAUAUGGUACCGUCGUUUGAUUUUUCAGAAUAAUCAAAAUAGCGAAUCAUAAAAUCAGACCAAAGACCAAUUAACGCGACUCGGGCGAAUACAAAUAAAUAAAAAAAAAAAAAAAAAAAAAAAAAAAAUCAUGUAAAGACCUAAACGAGCAUCGAACGAAAGCGUUACACUUGUAUUACAAUUAUACCAAUAAUGUCAACUCGAUUCUAUUGUGCAUUAAAAAAAAGAAACACGGGAGCGUAUGCAUUUCUCCUACGCGAAGAACCAACCGAAUAAAGUAUACAAGCCAAACCGACGAACAAAAUAAAAAUCGAGAGAAACUCAAUAAAAAUUAAAAGUAAUCAACCAACGACAGCACACACACAUAUCCUUUGUUUCGAGAAAAAAUAAGCGAAAAAUAUUAAGCGCAGAGAUAUCGAGCCGAAGGUCGGAAGGAAAAAGCAUUACAAGUCGCCAGAGGGGAAGCAUUCAAUGAGUAGACACAGCCGAUAAUGAAUUCACGAGAGAUCCGAAAUGUAACGCGCAGAGAAAACCGAGCGAUGCAUCAUUUAAAUAUCAGUGUAUAAAACGACGCGUUCGUUUUCCCCAAAGCUGCCUAUGGAGACACGCUAGAGACAGGCUGCAACGAUGUUACACGCGCGUGACGAAGCUGAUGGUAUAUUUCUCGACGAAUGUCGUACGUAUAGACGAGAGGGAGAUUUAAAUUGCUGUAAAAUGUAUGGAGCGCGAAGGGGAGGAGGGGGUAAGGAAACACGAAGAGCGCCAACUUGUAUAACGACACCUCUGAUUGGAUCGUAAUUUGUAAAAUACCUAAUGGACUUCCUAAUUAUAUGCUGGUAUAUGAUAAUACAUGUGUUCUGCCACAAUAAAGCAGUUUUUUUAAACUA